GGAAUGACCAGGGGAACAGGAGAAUUAGUUAGGAAAACAGAGGGGAUUCUUCCAUCAGUUGAGGAGGUUGCAGGAGACUCUCUGUGCACGAUCAUACACUUCAUACAUUUAGAAUUUUUAUUUCAUUCAUUCAAAGAAAAAGGCAAUUUAACUUAGAUUAUUUAUUUUUGGAAGACUCCACAUUGGCAAUUGCAAUUUACCUGUGUACUAGGAAGUCUGCGGCUCCGGGAACGCAGUUGACUUGGAGAGAGAGAGAUAAACAUUAUUAAUGAUUAUAGACAAAGCAUAACUUUUAAAGUUGCAUCAUGCCAUGUUUCAUUUCAUUGUGUUUGUACAUUUGGCUGGGGUUGUUACCUGGUCAGACAAGUGCAACAGUGAUUGAGGACAUCGAAGUAUUGGUGAUGUUGCCAAAAAAUAACUCCUAUAUUUUCUCAAUAGCAAGAGUGGCCCCGGCCAUAGAGUAUGCAAAGCAGAGGUUGAAAAUCAGCGGCGGUGUAUAUUCCGGACUUAAUUUCAACGUGCGCUAUGAGGAUUCCGACUGUGGCAAUGAUGCGCUCUUCUCCCUGGUGGACCGCUCCUGCGAGAAGAAGCCGGACUUGGUUCUCGGUCCCGUGUGUGAAUACGCCGCGGCGCCGGUGGUAAGGAUGGCUUCCCACUGGAACAUCCCGGUAAUAUCGACAGGUGCUCUGGCCAGCGGGUUCAGUGACAAGGAGAAAGAAUACUCUCACCUGACCCGAAUCUCCCCGUCUUACCUGAAAAUGGCAGAAACAUUCUCAGCGAUGUUCCAUCACUUCAACUGGAAAGAUGCGCUGCUGAUCUUCGAUGACGACAAAAAGGAGAGAAAUUGUUACUUCACUCUGGAAGGGGUGCACAUCAAACUCAUGGAGGAAUAUCAUACGGUCCACAUAGCAAUCAACACUAAAGAAGAGGGCCUGAACGCAGAUGACAUCAUCAACUACAUCUACGAGAGUGAAGGUAGGCUACUGUACUGAGAAAAGUCUCUCCACUGUCCCAUUGUAUAGCCGAAAUGUCAGAAUAGUUCAACUGUAGCCCCAUCUACUAAUACUGCCGCUUAUUUCACUUAUUCCACUUAACAUGUCCUCGUUCGUGUGCUUUAUUGAAGAAACACGUACAGCGCCUUCAGAAAGUAUUCCCACUCCUUGACUUUUUCCACUGUUUGUUGUGUUACAGACUGAAUUUUAAAAUGGAUUAUUAAUUCAGAUUUUGAUCACUGGCCUAUACACAUUACCCCAUAAUGUCAAAGUGGAAUUAUGUUUUAGAAAUGUGUACAAAUUAAUUAAAAAUGAAAAGCUUGAGUCAAUAAGUAUUCAACCCCUUUUGUUAUGGCAAGUCGCAUGGACUCACUCUGUGUGCAAUAAUAGUGUUUAACAUGAUUUCUGAAUGACUACCUGAUCUCUGUACAUUUAGCAGACGUUCUUAUCCAGAGUGACUUACAGGAGCAAUUAGGGUUAAGUGCCUUGCUUAAGGGCACAUCGACAGAUUUUUCACCUAGUCUGCUCGGGGAUUAGAACCAGCGACCUUUCAGUUACUGGCACAACGCUCUUACCCACUAAGCUACCUGCCACUAAGCUACCCCAAACAUACAAUUAUCUCUAAGGUCCCUCAGUCGAGCAGUGAAUUUCAAACACAGAUUCAACCACAAAGACCAAGGAGGUUUUCCAAUGCCUCGUAAAGGAGGGCACCUAUUGGUAGAUGGGUAAAAAAACCCCCAAAAAAACAGACAUUGAAUAUCCCUUUGAGCAUAGUGAAGUUAUUAAUAUAAUUUUUACACUUUGGAUGGUGUAUCAAUACACCCAGUCAAUACAAAGGUACAGCCGUCCUUCCUAACUCAGUUGCCGGAGAGGAAGGAAACCGCUCAGGGAUUUCACCAUGAGGCCAAUGGUGACUUUAAAACAGUAACAGAGUUUAAUGGCUGUGAUAGGAGAAAACUGAGGAUGGAUCAACAACAUUUUAGUUACUCCACAAUACUAACCAUCAUAUAUUAUGGGUAUGCUUGUCAUCGGAAAUAUCUAGGGAGUUUUUUAGGUUAAAAAUAAACGGAAUAGUGCUAAGCACAGCCAAAAUCCUAGAGGAAAACCUGGUUCAAUCCGCUUUCCAACAGACGCUGGGAGACUAGAGGAAAACCUGGUUCAAUCCGCUUUCCAACAGACGCUGGGAGACUAGAGGAAAACCUGGUUCAAUCCGCUUUCCACCAGACCCUGGGAGACUAGAGGAAAACCUGGUUCAAUCCGCUUUCCAACAGACGCUGGGAGACUAGAGGAAAACCUGGUUCAAUCCGCUUUCCAACAGACGCUGGGAGAUGAAUUCACCUUUCAGCAGGACAAUACAUUUUACAUUUUAGUCAUUUAGCAGACGCUCUUAUCGAGAGCGACUUACAGUUAGUGAGUGCAUACAUUAUUUUAUUUUUACACCCCCCGUGGGAAACGAACCCACAACCCUGGCGUUGCAAACGCCAUGCUCUACCAACUGAGCUACAUCCCUGCCGGCCAUUCCCUCCCCUACCCUGGACGACGCUGGGCCAAUUGUGCGCCGCCCCAUGGGUCUCCCGGUCGCGGCCGGCUACGACAAACCAUGGAUUCGAACCAGGAUCUCUAAUAACCUACUUAUAAGGCCAAAUCUACAGUGGAGUUGCUUACCGAGACGUAGACAGAAAUGGCUGUCUACAUUUACAGGUAUGUGAAGAAUACAUCAAGAUGUUAAAUCAAGCAUAAACAAAAGUGUUUGUGGAAUUUACUUCUUGCUUACUUCAAUAGCACAUAUUUGUAGUAGGCUACCGGGCCGACUGUACCGGGCCGACUGUACCGGGCCGACUGUACUGGGUCGACUCUACCGGGCCAACUGUACUGGGCCGACUGUACGGGGUCGACUGUAUUAUUUGCAAUGGGUUACAGGGCCAACUCAAUCUCAUGAUCGUGAAUAAUGGUUCCAUUCUAAUUGAAUUACUACAUGAUGUAGUACUGAGAGGUUUUGGAGCGGUGCCUUUGUCUCACACUGACACUGGUGCUGUGAUAUGAGGAGAGCGAAAUCUCCUCCCUUUAAAGCUGGACCACUUCACGCCCACACACACACAGCGCCUUCGGAAAGUAUUCAGACCCCUUGACUUUUUCCACAUUUUGUUACGUUACAGCCUUAUUCUAAAAUUGAUUUUUUUUUUAUUCUCAUCAAUCUACACACAAUACCCCAUAAUGACAAAGCAAAAACAGGUUUUUAGAAAUGUUUGCUAAUUUAUUACAAAUAAAAAACAAAUACCUUAUUUACAUAAGUAUUCAGACCCUUUACGCAGUACUUUGUUGAAGCACCUUUGCAGCGAUUACAGCAUAGAGUCUUCUUAGGUAUGACGCUACAAGCUUGGCACACCUGUAUUUGGGGAGUUUCUCCCAUUCUUCUCUGCAGAUCCUCUCAAGCUCUGUCAGGUUGGAUGGGGAGCGUCGCUGCACAGCUAUUUUCACGUCUCUCCAGAGAUUUUUGAUGGGGUUCAUGUCCGGGCUCUGGCUGGGCCACUCAAGGACAUUCAGAGACUUGUCCCGAAGCCACUCCUGCGUUGUCUUGGCUGUGUGCUUAGGGUCGUUGUCCUGUUGGAAGGUGAACCUUCACCCCAGUCUGAGGUCCUGAGUGCUCUGGAGCAGGUUCUCAUCAAGGAUCUCUCUGUACUUUGCUCAGUUCAUUUGUAUUUGUAUUGUAAUAUGGAUCCCCAUUAGAUCCCUAUUGCACCUGAGCUCAAUUUCGAGUCUCAUAGCAAAGGGGCUGAAUACUUAUGUAAAUAAUGUAUUUCUGUUUUUUAUUUUUAAUACAUUUGCAAAAAUGUCUAACAACCUGUUUUUGCUUUGUCAUUACGGUGUAUUGUGUGUAGAUUGCUGAGGAAAAUGUUGUAUUUAAUCCAAUUUAGAAUAAGUCUGUAAUGUAACAAAGUGGAAAAAGUCAAGGGGUCUGAAUACUUUCUGAAGGCACUGUAUACGCUGAGCUCCAAAAGUAUUGGGACAGUGACACAUUUGUUGUUGUUUUGGCUCUGUACUCCAGCACUUUGGAUUUGAAAUUAUACUAUGACUGAGGUUAAACUUUAAUUUGAUUGUAUUUUCAUUCUAAUCAGGUGAACCGUUUAGAAAUUACAGCACUUUUUGUACAUAGUCCCCCAAAAGUAUCGGGACAAAUUCAUUUAUAUCUGUAUUAAAGUAGUCAAAAGUGUUGUAGUAAUAAUAAUAAUAAUAUGCCAUUUAGCAGACGCUUUUAUCCAAAGCGACUUACAGUCAUGCGUGCAUACAUUUUUUGUGUAUGGGUGGUCCCGGGGAUCGAACCCACUACCUUGGCGUUACAAGCGCCGUGCUCUACCAGGUAUUGUAUUUGGUCCCAUAUUCACAGCACGCAAUGACUACAUCAAGCUUGUGACUCUACAAACUUGUUGGAUGCGUUUGCUGUUUUGUUUUGGUUGUGUUUCAGAUUAUUUUGUGUCCAAUAGAAAUGAACGGUAAAUAAUGUAUUGUGUCAUUUUGGAGUCACUUUUAUUGUAAAUAAGAAUAUAAUAUGUUUCUAAACACUUCUACAUGAAUUUGGAUGCUACCAUGAUUAUGCAUAUUAUGCAUAUUUGUGCUUCUGUAACUUUCUCACUCAUCAUUAUUCACGAUUCAUUAAGGAUUACUUUAAUACACAAUAAGUGAAUUUGUCCCAAUACUUUUGGUCCCCUAAAAUGGGACCUACGAACAAAAGGUGCUGUUCUUUCUAAACGGUUCACCCAAUAUGGAUGAAAAUACCCUCCAAUUAAAGCUGACAGUCUGCACUUUAACCUCAUUGUAUAAUUUCAAAUCCAAAGUGCUGGAGUACAGAGCCAAAACAACAACAAAUGUGUCACUGUCCCAAUACUUUUGGAGCUCACAGUACUGUGUAUCUACAUGAAUAUGGAUGUUACCAUGGUUACCAGUACUGUGUAUCUACAAUAAUAUGGAUACAGACGCGCAAAUAUACCCCGAAGACAUGUUAACCUCUCACCAUUACAAUAACCGGGGAGGUUAUAUGUGCGUCUAACUUUUAAUGAUUCAUUCAGGAUGAUCCGUAACCAUGGUAACAUCCACAUUCAUGUAGGAGUGUUAAGAAACAUAUUCUAUUCUUAUUUGUCUCAAUACUUUUGUACAAAAAGUGCUGUUUUUUUCUAAAUGUCCACCCGAUAUGGAGGAAAAUACCCUCAAAUGAAAGCUGACGAGUGGCGACCUGUUUUGCAUGUUAUUUUGGCAUUAAUACGUGUCACAUAUCAGUUAGCAAACAAUAAAAAUCAUUGAGUUAAUAAAGCAGCAUACAAACAUGGUCUCUUUUUUGCUUUCUUGAGUAAAGCAGCUCCAACAUGCAGGUGUUUCAGCCUAGCUCAGUGCUUUCUGUGGUGGUGGGGCAGCCAGCGGAAAAUAUGGAGCAUAGGGGUUGGGAAUGUUCUCUAGUUGCGCCGUGAUUGGCUCAGUGUUCUGUCACUCAUGGGGACACUACGUCAAAAUCUACGGGGAGAGCUCGAAAAUUCAAGCCCCCUGGGUGCUGCCAUAGAGUUACGUUAGAAGUGCCCAUCCAAUAAGGCUCAAGGUCAUUGGCCACAGAUAAAAUGACGUCAAAUCACGUUAUAUCUACCGUAGCUUUGAUUGGACUGAUCAUGUCAACAUCAUACUUUCAAAAUCUUAGCUAGCAAGCUAGACAAGCAGUCAUCAUCAUCCUUUUUUAAUCCUUGUCAUAUGAAGAGAAAUUAUGAAGAGAAAUUAUAGAUAAAACGUAUCGGUGCUCAUCGGCCAUUGGACAUAAACAUUAAACAACAAGUUGGAAAUCGCAAAUUCAACAAUGAGUGGUUUGGAGGGAAUCAGUGGCUAACUGCAAGCAUUGCAAAACAAUCACUAGCCUGCUAUUCAGUGGUGUGGAUGUGUGGUCCAAGUCUGGGUUUAAGGGUCUCUUCUCCAAACUUAAAAGGAUAAACAUUCAACAUUGGCCAUGCUGUCAAUCCAGCAUGACUUCUGCCGCUUUCAUAACAACUGGAAAAUCAGAACUGGGAAAUCUUAGACUUCAGUGAGUUCAAGACAACUGGGAACUCGGAAAAAAACUAGCUCCGACUGGGGAAAAUGCGUUUUGAACAGUCAUCCAACUCAGAAUUCCAAGUCCGGAACUCGGGCUUCUUUCUAGAGCUCCGAUCUGAAGAUCACUUAUGUCAUGACUCGACCUUGUUUUUCCAGAGUUCCCAGUUGCGCACCAUAAAUCCAGAGAAUGUCAGACUUUGAUGACAAAAUUUGCCCACGAAGAACCGCCGCGCCACCUUCCUGUUCAAGUGAGCACAGCACAACAAGGUGAGUCCAAAAAUGUAUGGAGCAGUGGAAAUGCGUUCUCUGGAGUGAUGAAUCACGCUUCACCAUCUGGCAGUCCGACGGACAAAUCUGGGUUUGGCGGAUGCCAGGAGAACGCUACCUGCCCCAAUGCAUAGUGCCAACUGUAAAGUUUGGUGGAGGAAGAAUAAUGGUCUGGGGCUGUUUUUCAUGGUUCAGGCUAGGCCCCUUAGUUCCAGUGAAGGGAAAUCUGAACGCUACAGCAUACAAUGACAUUCUAGACGAUUCUGUGCUUCCAACUUUGUGGCAACAGUUUGGGGAAGGCCUUUUCCUGUUUCAGCAUGACAAUGCCCCUGUGCACAAAACGAGGUCCAUACAGAAAUGGUUUGUCGAGAUCAGUGUGGAAGAACUUGACAGGCCUGCACAGAGCCCUGACCUCAACCCCAUCGAACACUUUUGGGAUGAAUUGGAACGCCGACUGCGAGCCAGGCCUAAUCGCCCAACAUCAGUGCCCGACCUCACUAAUGCUCUUGUGGCUGAAUGGAAGCAAGUCCCCCGCAGCAAUGUUCCAACAUCUAGUGGAAAGCCUUCCCAGAAGAGUGGAGGCUGUUGUAGCAGCAAAUGGGGGAACCAACUUCAUAUUAAUGCCCAUGAUUUUGGAAUGAGAUGUUCAACGAGCAGGUGUCCACAUACUUUUGGUCAUGCAGUGUAUCUCUAUGGUGUCAAUUGUUUCGGUUGUAACCAUUUUCUAUUUGGACACAUAUUUGGGGGGGACUUUAACCUAGCAUAUGACUGGCAAUAACAAUCUUGCAAAUAGUCCGGGUAGCCAUGAUUAGCUGUUCAGGAGUCUUAUGGCUUGGGGGUAGAAGCUGUUAAGGAGCCUUUUGGACCUAGACUUGGUGCUCCGGUACCGCUUGCCGUGCGGUAGCAGAGAGAACAGUCUAUGACUAGGGUGGCUGGAGUCUUUGACAAUUUUUAGGACCUUCCUCUGACACCGCCUGGUAUAGAGGUCCUGGAUGGCAGGAAGCUUGGCCCCAGUGAUGUACUGGGCCGUAUGCACUACCCUCUGUAGUGCCUUGCGGUCGGAGGCCGAGCAGUUGCCAUACCAGGUGGUGAUGCAACCAGUUGGGAUGCUCUCGAUGGUGCAGCUGUAUAACCUUUUGAGGAUCUGAGGACCCAUGCCAAAUAUUUUCAGUCUCCUGAGGGGGAAUAGGCUUUUUGUGCCCUCUUCACGACUGUCUUGGUGUGUUUGGACCAUGAUAGUUUGUUGGUGAUGUGGACACCAAGGAACUUGAAGCUCUCAACCUGUUCCACUACAGCCCCGUCGAUGAGAAUGGGGGCGUGCUCGGUCCUCCUUUUCCUGUAGUCCAUAAUCAUCUCCUUUGUCUUGGUCACGUUGAGGGAGGGGUUGUUAUCCUGGCACCACACGGCCAGGUCUCUGACCUCCUCCCUAUAGGCUGUCUCAUCGUUGUCGGUGAUCAGGCCUACCACUGUUGUGUCGUCGGCAAAUUUAAUGAUGGUGUUGGAGUCGUGCCUGGCCAUGCAGUCAUGGGUGAACAGGGAGUACAGGAGGGGACUGAGCACGCACCCCUGAGGGGCCCCGUGUUGAGGAUCAGCGUGGCAGAUGUGUUGUUACUUACCCUUACCACCUGGGGACGGCCCGUCAGGAAGUCCAGGAUCCAGUUGCAGAGGGAGGUGUUUAGUCCCAGGGUCCUUAGCUUAGUGAUGAGCUUUGAGGGUGCUAUGGUGUUGAACACUGAGCUGUAGUCAAUUAAUAGCAUUCUCACGUAGGUGUUCCUCUUGUCCAGGUGGGAAAGGGCAGUGUGGCGUGCAAUAGAGAUGGCAUCAUCUGUCAAUUUGUUGGGGCGGUAUGCAAAUUAUGUGGGUCUAGGGUUUCUGGGAUAAUGGUGUUGAUGUGAGCCAUGACCAGCCUUUCAAAGCACUUCAUGGCUACAGACGUGAGUGCUACGGGUCGGUAGUCAUUUAGGCAGGUUAUCUUAGUGUUCUUGGGCACAGGGACUAUGGUGGGCUGCUUGAAACAUGUUGGUAUUACAGACUCCGUCAGGGACGUGUUGAAAAUGUCAGUGAAGACACUUGCCAGUUGGUCAGCGCAUGCUCGGAGUACACGUCCUGGUAAUCCGUCUGGCCCUGCGGCCUUGUGAAUGUUGACCAGCUUAAAAGUCUUACGUCAGCUACGGAGAGCGUGAUCACAUAGUCAUCCGGAACAGCUGAUGCUCUCAUGCAUGCUUCAGUGUUGCUUGCCUUGAAGCGAGCAUAGAAGUGAUUUAGCUCGUCUGGUAGGCUUGUGUCACUGGGCAGCUCACGGCUGUGCUUCCCUUGGUAGUCUGUAAUAGUUUUCAAGCCCUGCCACAUCUGACGAGCGUCGGAGCCUGUGUAGUACGAUUCAGUCUUAGUCCUGUAUUGACUCUUGGCCUGUUUGAUGGUUUGUCGGAGGGCAUAGCAGGAUUUCUUAUAAGCGUCCGGGUUAGAGUCCCGCUCCUUGAAAGUGGCAGCUCUACCUUUAGCUCAGUGCGGAUGUUUCCUGUAAUCCAUGGCUUCUGGUUGGGGUAUGUACGUACGGUCACUGUGGGGACGUCAUCAUCGAUGCACUUAUUGAUGAAGCCAGUGACUGAUGUGGCGUACUCCUCAAUUCUAUCGGAAGAAUCCCUGAACAUGUUCCAGUCUGUGCUAGCAAAACAGUCCUGUAGCUUAGCAUCUGCUUCACCUGACCACUUCCUUAUGAACCGAGUCACUGGUGCUUCCUGCUUUAGUUUUUGCUUAUAAGCAGGAAUCAGGAGGAUAGAGUUAUGGUCAGAUUUGCCAAAUGGAGGGCGAGAGAGAGCUUUGUACGCGUCUCUGUGGGUGGAGUAAAGGUGGUCUAGAGUUUUUUAUUUAUUUUAUUUUUAUUUUUUUCUCUGGUUGCACUUUUAACAUGCUGGUAGAAAUUAGGUAGAACGGAUUUAAGUUUCCCUGCAUUAAAGUCCCCGGCCACUAGGAGCGCUGCCUCUGGAUGAGCGUUUUCCUGUUGACUUAUGGCCUUAUACAGCUCAUUCAGUGCAAUCUUAAUGCCAGCAUUGGUUUGUGGUGGUAAAUAGACAGCUACGAAAAAUAUAGAUUAAAACUCUCUUGGUAAAUAGUGUGGUCUACAGCUUAUCAUGAGAUACUCUACCUCACGCGAGCAAAACCUUGAGACUUCCUUAGUAUUAGAUUUUAUGCACCAGCUGUUGUUUACAAAUAUACACAGACCGCCACCCCUUGUCUUACCGGAGUCAGCCGUUCUAUCCUGACGAUGUAGCGUAUAUCCCGUCAGCUGUAUGUUAUUCAUAUCUUCUUUCAGCCACGACUCGGUGAAACAUAAGAUAUUACAGUUUUUAAUGUCCCGUUGGUAGGAUAACCUUAAUCUUAGGUCAUCCUAUUUGUUUUCAAAUGAUUGAACAUUGGCUAAUAGGAUUGAUGGAAGAGGCAGUUUACUCGCUCGCCGUCGGAUCCUUACAAGGCACCCCGACCUACGUCCACGAUAUCUCCGUCUCUUCCUCAUGCGAAUGACGGGGAUUUGGGCCUUGUCGGGUGUCUGUAGGAUAUCCUUUGCAUCCGACUCGUUGAAGAAAAAAAUAUUCGUCCAAUACGAGGUGGGAAAUCGCUGUCCUGAUAUCCAGAAGCUCUUUUUGGUCAUAAGAGACGAUGGCAGAAACAUUAUGUACAGAAUAAAUUACAAAUAACGUUAAAAAACACACAUAAUAGUACAAUUGGUUAGAGGGCUGUAAAACGGCAGCCAUCUUCUCUGGAGCAGUUCCACACAAAAUGAAGAAUAAAUAAGGUGUUAAUGUUCAUGAACACAUUUUUUUAUUGAAUUGGGAACUAUCUAGCUAAAUUAUACAAAAGACUACUUCCAUUGACUGGGGUCUAUCCAUAGGGAUAUACAGCUGGCACUAUCAAGUCUGUAGUCUGACUAGGAUAUCCACCUCUGACCUGCUGGCCCCCCUACCUCUGCGGAAGCACAGUUCCCGCUCAGCCCAGUCAAAACUGUUCGCUGCUCUGGCACCCCAAUGGUGGAACAAGCUCCCUCACGACGCCAGGACAGCGGAGUCACUCACCAACUUCCGGAGACACUUGAAACCCCACCUCUUCAAGGAAUACCUGGGAUAUAGGAUAAAGUAAUCCUUCUACCCCCCCCCCAAAGAUAAGAAGAAAAAAAACAUAUUGUAAAGUGGUUAUCCCACUGGCUAUAAGGUGAAUGCACCAAUUUGUAAGUCGCUCUGGAUAAGAGCGUCUGCUAAAUGACGUAAAUGUAAAUGUAAUGUAAAUAUACAGCUGGCACUAUCAAGCCUGAAGACUAAGAUGUACACAAAUUAAAUCAAAUCAAAUUUUAUUGGUCACAUGCGCCGAAUACAACAGGUGCAGACAUUACAGUGAAAUGCUUACUUACAGCCCUUAACCAACAGUGCAUUUAUUUUAAACAAAAAAAAGUAAAAAUAAAACAACAACAAAAAAAAGUGUUGAGAAAAAAAGAGCAGAAGUAAAAUAAAGUGACAGUAGGGAGGCUAUAUAUACAGGGGGGUACCGUUGCAGAGUCAAUGUGCGGGGGCACCGGCUAGUUGAGGUAGUUGAGGUAAUAUGUACAUGCGGGUAGAGUUAAAGUGACUAUGCAUAAAUACUUAACAGAGUAGCAGCAGCGUAAAAAGGAUGGGGUGGGGGGGCAGUGCAAAUAGUCCGGGUAGCCAUGAUUAGCUGUUCAGGAGUCUAAUGGCUUGGGGGUAGAAGCUGUUGAGAAGUCUUUUGGACCUAGACUUGGCACUCCGGUACCGCUUGCCGUGCGGUAGCAGAGAGAACAGUCUAUGACUAGGGUGGCUGGAGUCUUUGACAAUUUUGAGGGCCUUCCUCUGACACCGCCUGGUAUAGAGGUCCUGGAUGGCAGGAAGCUUUGCCCCAGUGAUGUACUGGGCCGUACGCACUACCCUCUGUAGUGCCUUGCGGUCGGAGGCCAAGCAGUUGCCAUACCAGGCAACUAGUAGCCUCUUUGAGUUCCCUAAACGGGAUGCCUGGGGAAGUUCCCUAAACGGGAUGCCUGGGGAAGUCGAUGGUAAAAAAUAAACAAAUAUUAAUAUUAUAGUGAACCCGGUGUAAAUCCGUCACUCCUCGCAACACGUCAAACCAAUCAAAUUCCUUUUUUGGGAGGAGCUCCAAAUUUGCUCACUAGAUUAGUGUAGUAGGUACAACAGUGUGGCCAGGAAAUCUCAGAUUAAAAUAUCAUCAGAAUAGGUUGGUGUAUGAUGAUGUUCUGUAUAGAGCACCCUCCGUUUUUUCCGCCGGGGUUUCUUCGAUUUUCUGCUAUGUUGCAAACUAGCGUACGGAACUCUCUGCAAAAUGGGUCCUACCCGGCAUGUGGGGGAGGGUUCUUGAAAUUUAACAUCCAAUGAAUAUUUUGCCCCCAGCGGACACUGUCCGUAGUCUGAGGAUUCGAUAUUACCGGUACGUAAACACAGCUAGCAACACUGUCAGUAGUCUGAGGAUUCGAUACUACCGGUACGUAAACACAGCUAGCAACACUGUCCGUAGUCUGAGGAUUAGAUACUACCGGUACGUAAACACAGCUAGCAACACUGUCAGUAGUCUGAGGAUUAGAUACUACCGGUACGUAUACACAGCUAGCAACACUGUCAGUAGUCUGAGGAUUAGAUACUACCGGUACGUAUACACAGCUAGCAACACUGUCAGUAGUCUGAGGAUUCGAUAUUACCGGUACGUAAACAGAGCUAGCAACACUGUAAAGCCUGUAGCCUGUAGUGCUGGGCGACCUGGCCUAAAAAUCAUAUCUAGAUUUUUUAUUUAUUAUGGCCAAUUCACAAUAUACUGUAUAUCUCGAUUAUUUUAAAUGUUUUCUAAAUAAGCUUUGUUGUACAAUUACACUAGUUAAAUUAUUAGUGUGUCUGAGUAUAAUUUCACAAACCCUGAAUUCAUUAGAUUAUUGCUGACAGUUUGAAAUGCAGUGUAUUCCUUUAUAUAAUUGCAUUUUUAUGCUUAUUGCACAUUUAUAAAACACCGACUAGACAGCUAGUAUAACAGUCUUUGGCUAACAUGCUGCUAGUGGUUCUAACGCAAUGCCGCGCGCGACAAACUGAGCAUUCAUUUUCAAAAUCAAUGUUCAUCGAUACUCCCGUUUUUUAGUAGUAUCUGCUCUGAGCUCAAUUUGAGGAGUUGAGACAGAAUGUAAAAAAGGGGUAUGGUUAGAAAGGUUAACUUCCCCUCUAUUACAGUCAUAUAAUGUGUCAGAGGAAGGCCCUCAAAAUUGUCAAAGACUCCAGCCAACCUAGUCAUAGACUGUUCUCUCUGCUACCGCACGGCAAGCGGUACCGGAGUGCCAAGUCUAGGUCCAAAAGACUUCUCAACAGCUUCUACCCCCAAGCCAUAAGACUCCUGAACAGCUAAUCAUGGCUACCCGGACUAUUUGCACUGCCCCCCCACCCCAUCUUUUUACACUGCUGCUACUCUGUUAAGUAUUUAUGCAUAGUCACUUUAACUCUACCCACAUGUACAUAUUACCUCAACUACCUCAACUAGCCGGUGCCCCCGCACAUUGACUCUGCAACGGUACCCCCCUGUAUAUAUAGCCUCCCUACUGUCACUUUAUUUUACUUCUGCUCUUUUUUUCUCAACACUUUUUUUGUUGUUGUUUUAUUUUUACUUUUUUAUAAAAAAAUAAAUGCACUGUUGGUUUAGGGCUGUAAGUAAGCAUUUCACUGUAAUGUCUGCACCUGUUGUAUUCGGCGCAUGUGACCAAUAAAAUUUGAUUUGAUUUGAUUUGAAAUAAUGUCUCAAUGUGUUUGUGUCCAUAUGACCGAUUCUGUUGGACCAAACCUCAAAAAGCAAAUAGCGAGUUGAAACCGCUUGUCAGAGAGGAAGAAGUGAUCUCUCAUCUUUGUUACUGCCAAUGUUUGUCUAUGGAGAUUGCGUGGCUGUGUGCUCGAUUUUAUACACCUGUCAGCAACUUGUGUGGCUGAAAUAGCAGCAUCCACUCAUUUGAAGGGGUGUCCACAUACUUUUGUGUAUAUAUAGUGUACAAACGACAACAUCAUAUGAACAUAAACUAUAUCACACCUGCCCAGACCCACCUGCUCACACCCCCAUCUCCAUCAACCAUAUCCCCCCUGCCCGACCCCACCUGCUCCCCACCCCAUCUCCACUCACCACAUCCCCCUGCCCAUACCCACCCUCUCACAACACCCCCCCUCCCAUCACCCACAUCACACACCUGCCCAGACAGACCCACCGGCUCCCCCCCGCCAUCUCUCCUCAACCACAUCACACCCCUGCUCACAAAGGGAAUACCCCCCUCCCCAUCAACCACAUCCUCCCUGCCCAGACCCACCUGCUCACCACCCCCAUCUCCAUCAACCACACCCCUCCUGCCCCAGACCCACCUGCUCCCGCCCCCAUCUUCCUCAACACAUCCUCCCUUCCCAGACCCACCUGCUCACCCCCCAUCUCCAUCAAAACCAGCAUCCCCCCCUGCCCAGACCCACCUGCCCACACCCCCAUCUCCCAUCAACCACAUCCCCCCUGCCCAUACCCACCUGCUCACAACCUGCUCACAAACCCCCCAUCUCCAUCAAAACCCCCAUGCGGAGACUCCCUGCCCAGACCCACCCUCUCCACCCCCAUCUCCAUCAACCCAUCCCCCCCUGCCCCAGACCCACCUGCUCCCCACUCCCCCCAUCGCCAUCACCACAUCCCCCCUGCCUCAGACCCACCUGCUUCCCACCCCCAUCUCCAUCAACCACAUCCUCCCUUGCCCAUACCCCACCUGUCCCCCCCCCCCCCCCCCAUCUCCAGCGCCCGAAUAUCGCUCUCCGCCACAUGGCCUCAAACUGCACCAUUUUGUUUCUCUCCGUGGCCCAUGCACUUUCAAUAUUUCAAUAAUAAAAUAAUCAGAUUUUUCCAUUGUGUUAAUGAUGGCAGAUUGAUUGAUUUCCAAGUUUUUUAGUAUACGUUUUUUCAAGAUGAGUGAUGAGAAGAGAAUCAUCCAGCCCAUCGGGUAUCUCACUACUCCCCCAUAUGCCAUGUCUUGAAAUAUGCAGACAGACGGAUUAAAACUAAGUUGACAUUAUAAUACAUCUGACAGCCAACUUUCUAGCUCCGCCCAUAACUUUUUGACUUCACAGCAUUCCCAGAAGGCAUGAAUUACUGAGUCAUUAUUAGUUUUACACUUAAGACAUGACUCUGCCGUUGUGCUGUGUAGAAUUUGUCAAUUUUGUCUCUUGUAUUUUAAAUUCAUUAUAUACAUUAGCUUAUACUGGAUUAAGCGUACAUUUUAAUUAACUGUAAUUUUUGUUAGUUAUGCUCAAACGUUCCCUCAAUCUUGGGCCAACAUCAGUUCUCUUUUAGUUAAUAUUGUUUUCUAAGAGAUUGUCAGUUGGAUAUGCUCUCAGCAAGGAUUUGUAUAUGUUCCGUAUCAUAUGAACAUCCUUUUCUGAAUCAAAUAAGAUUCCCUCAAGAUUGCUCUGAUGUCCAAAAUAUUUCAAAUAGACAUUUUGUGCUAUUUAACUUUUAAGUUGCAUGUAUUUUGAAACUAUCUAGAUUGGUCAGUCCAAAAUGUAUUCUGUCAUGUAUUUCCUGUUACCAAGUCAUUUCCUGUUUCUAUGCCCUUUAGUUUUCCAUGUGGUCCAAUUUGUCGGUGAGUUCUGAAAAGCUCUCCAAGGAUUGUUCCAUAAGGGGUGUGUUUUUAGGGAGUGAUAUUGGUUCUUGUAGAAUAUGUUUCAUUAUCUUCCAUAUUGUUAUAGUGUUCUUAACUAUGAAGUUGUUAAUGUUCUUAGCUUUAUCCUUUUGAAAAUAGACACGUAAAAACAUUCUGGGAAUGAGCAUGAACAUCCUCAAUCUGUACCCAUUGUUCCUGUUUAGUGCAUUUAACUAUAUGUCUCAAGCGAAAGCCUUGGUUGGUGAGUUGAUCCAAUUCCAAGUCUGGAAGGUUAAAACCCCCCUCAGACUGAGGAAGGUUAAAACGCCCCUCAGACUCAGGAAGGUUAAAACCCCCCUCAGACUCAGGAAGGUUAAAACGCCCCUCAGACUGAGGAAGGUUAAAACCCCCCUCAGACUCAGGAAGGUUAAAACGCCCCUCAGACUGAGGAAGGUUAAAACGCCCCUCAGACUGAGGAAGGUUAAAACGCCCCUCAGACUGAGGAAUGUUAAAACGCCCCUAGACCUGAGGAAGGUUAAAAACGCCCCUGAGACUGAGGAAGUUAAAACGCCCCUCAGACUCAGGAAGGUUAAAACCCCCCUCAGACUCAGGAAGGUUAAAACGCCCCUCAGACUGAGGAAGGUUAAAACGCCCCUCAGACUGAGGAAGGUUAAAACGCCCCUCAGACUGAGGAAGGUUAAAACCCCCCUCAGACUCUGGAAGGUUAAAACCCCCCUCAGACUCAGGAAGGUUAAAUAAAACGCCUCAGACUGAGGAAGGUUAAAACGCCCCUCAGACUGAGGAAGGUUAAAACGCCCCUCAGACUCAGGAAGGUUAAAACGCCCCUCAGACUGAGGAAGGUUAAAACGCCCCUCAGACUCAGGAAGGUUAAAACCCCCCUCAGACUCAGGAAGGUUAAAACGCCCCUCAGACUGAGGAAGGUUAAAACGCCCCUCAGACUGAGGAAGGUUAAAACGCCCCUCAGACUGAGGAAGGUUAAAACCCCCCUCCAGACCGGAAGGUUAACACCCCCCCUCAGACUCAGGAAGGUUAAAACGCCCUCAGACUGAGGAAGGGUUAAAAGCGCCCCUCAGACUGAGGGGAAGGUUAAAAACGCCCCCUCAAGCACUCAGGAAAGGUUAAAAACGCCCCUCAGAACUGGAAGGAAGGUUAAAAUCAGCCCCUCAGACUCAGGAAGGUUAAAAAACGGCACCCUCAGACUGAGGAAGGUUAAACACGCCCUCAUACUCAGGAAGGUUAAAAAAAACGCCCCUCAGACUGAGGAAAGGUUAAAAAAACGCCCCUCAGACUCCAGGAAGGUUAAAACGCCCCCUCAGACGGAGGAAGGGUUAAAACGCCCCUCAGACCCUCAUGGAAGGGUUAAAACGCCCCUCAGACUGAGGAAGGUUAAAAAACGCGCCCCUCAGACUCAGAAGGUUAAACGCCCCUCAGGACUAGAGGAAGUUAAAACGCCCCCUCAGACUGAGGAAUUUUAAACUCCCCUCCGACUGAGGAAGGUUUUAAAAAAACGCCCCUCAGACUGAGGAAGAAUGGAAAAACCUUCUUUUUAUUCUAUGAGUUUAUUUGCCCAUAUCAAGUCUGUUCUGACCAAGUAUUACUUUUUUAAAACUUGUCUUCGGUGGGGUAAUUGGAGUAUUGAAAAAAAAAUAACAAACAAACUUUGACAGCCAUGGCCAUUCUAAAAAGAGUUUUAUAUUCUACUGUAAAAUGUAUGGGAAGCACCAUAAUAAGAUAUAGCACUGAUCUCCUCUCCUCCUCUCACUACCCACUCCUCCACUCCACUCUCUCCUCCUCUCCUCCUCACUCCACUCUCUCCUCUCCUCUCCACUCUCUCCCCUCCUCUCACUCCACUCCCUCUCCUCCUCUCCGCCUCUCCUCCUCCUCAUCCACUCGCACUCUCUCCUCCUCGUCCUCCCUCCACUCUCCUCCUCCUCCUCUCCUCUCCACUCCACUCCUCUCCUCUCCCCUCUCUCCUCCUCUCCUUCCACUCCACUCUCCUUCCCCCUCUCCACUCUCUCCUCCUCUCCACUCCACUCCUCUCUCCUCCUCUCCACUCCACUCUCUCCUCCUCUCCUCUGCUCCUCUCUCCACUCCAUCUCCCUCCCCCUCCCUCCUCCUCUUCUCCACUCUCUCCUCCUCUCCACUCCACUCUCUCCUCCUCUUCCCUCUCCACUCCAACUCUCUCCUCCUCGGCGCAAUCCCUCCCUCUCCCCCUUCCCCUCUCCCUCCUCCUCCCCCUCUCUCUUAACUCUUCCUCUCCACUCCCUCCACUCUCGUCUCCUCUCCCCUCUCUCCCGUUCCUCUUCCCCUCGUCUCCUCCUCUCUUCUCGUCUCUCCUCGCUCCUCCAGCUCUCUCCCCUCCCUGUCGCCCUCCACCUCUCCUCCUCCUCUCCCCUAGCCCACUCUCUCCUCCUCUCCUCUCCCGUCUCUCCCCUCCUCUCCUCCCCUCCUCAUCCUCUCUCAUCCUCCUCUCCGCCUCUCAUCUCCUCCUCUCCCUCCCCCCCUCUCGUCCUCCUCUCCUCCCCUCCCCUGCCCCUCUCCUCUCUCCCCUCUCCCCUUCCUCUCACUCCUCUCCCCUUUCCCCUGAGCUCGCUCUCAUCCUCUCAGCCUGUCUCAUCUCCUCAUCCCCUCGCUCACCCCUCUCUCCUCCUCUCCUCCUCUCGCCCUCUCUCCUGUCUGCUCUCCUCCUCAUCCUCCUCCGCAUGUUCCCACCUAUCCCCUCUCUGUGUCUGCUCUAUCCUCCUCUCCCCCUGAAGCUACCCCUCUCCGUCGGGCUCCUCCUCCUCUCCUCUAAAAAACCCUCAUCUCCUCUCCUCCCCUCUGCUCGUCCUUCUCCCCUCUCUUCCUCCUCUCCCCGUUGCUCCCUCUUCCACUCUCUUCCGUGGUCCUCUUCCCCCUUCCCCGCUCUCCCUCCUCUCCUCCUCUUCCCCUCCUCGGUCCACUCUCGGCAUCCUCUCUCCUCCGUAUUCUCUCCUCCUUCACUUCGCCUCCUCAUCCUCCUCAUCCCCAGACACGCUCCCUCUCUCCUUCCAUCGGUCGUUCUCUCCCCUCAUCUGCGCCUCUCGCCCCCCUCUCACCUCCUCUGCCCCUCUCGUCUCACUGCCGUUACCACUCCUCGCAGCCAUCCGCCCUGAGGGAGACCUGGCGCCUCCCUCUCUCCUCGCCCACUCCCCUCCCCUCUCUCCUCCCUCCACUCCACACUCUCCUCCUCCUCUCCACUCCAUCCACUCUCCUCCUCCUCUCCUCCACCCACUCUCUCUCCUCUCCCUCCCCAUCUCCUCCUCCUCUCCGCUUCCACUCCACUCCUCCUUCCUCUCUCCACUCCACUCCUCCCCUCUCCACUCUCUCCUCCUCUCCACUUCCACUUUCCUCCUCCUCUCCUCCUCUCCUCCGCUCGCCUCCUUCUCCACUCCACAUCUCUCUCUCACUUCCUCCCUCCUCUCCACUCUCCCUCCUCCUCUCCACUCUCCUUCUACCACUUCUCCUCCUCCCUCAUCUCCUCCUCUCCUCCUCUCCCCUCCAAUCUCUCCUCCCUCAUGCCUCUAUCCUCCUCACCUUGUCUCCUCCUCUCCUGUCCCUCCCUCCCUCCCACUCCACCCUCUCUCCGUCCUCUCCUCCUCUCCUACUCGCUCUUCCUCCUCUCCUCCUCUUCUCGUCCUUCCUCCCCUCUUCUCCUCCUGCCCUCGCUCCUCUCCUCCUCUCCUCCUCUCCUACUCUCGUUGUGCGGUCCUCCCCUCUCCCCUCUCUCCUACCUCCUCCUCUCCCCUUCUGCCCUCUCCUCUCUCCUCCUCUCCUACCUCCCUAUCUCGCGAUCCUUCUCCUCCUCUACUCCCCUCCCCUCUCUCCUCCAUCUCUUCGUCGUCCUGCGGGUUCCCUCGCCAUCCAUCGCCGCUCCUCUGCGCUCUCCGUCUCCUCUCCCAUCCUCUCUGACCGUCCCCCUCUCUCCCUUCCUCGUCCUCGCUCAUCCUGUCUGACUCGAUCCUCCUCAUCCAGUCCUCUCCGGUCCUCUCCUCACUCAGCUCUCUCCUCUCCUCGCCCUUUGGUGGGGCCUCCUCUCCACUUCCGCCUCUCUUCCUCCUCAAUCCUCAGCUUCGUCCUCUCGCUACCUCUGCCCCUCUCUCAACCCUCUUCCCCUGCUCUCCGUCCUCCUCUCUCCCUCCCCCUCUCGGUCGAGCUGGUGCGUGACUCCUCUCCGCCCCUCGCCUCCGUCCUCUCCCCUCCCCGACCAUACUCUCUCCCCUCCCAAUCAUUGCCCUCCUCCGUCUCCUCUUCCUCUCCUCCUCGUCCUCCUCUCCACUCCCAACUUCCGAACUCUCCUUCUCCUCCUCCUCUCCUCGCGCGCCCUCAUCUCCUCUCCCACUCUCUCUCCCUCCACCUGCUCCACUCCUCCUCCUCUCCACUCCAACUGCUCCUCUCUCCUCCUCUCCCUCCUCUCCCACACUCCGCUCCCGCUCCUCCUCCCUCUCCACUCUUCCACCUCUCUCCUCUCCUCCUCGCCACUCUCUCCUCUCUCCACUCCUCCACUCUCAUCCCCUCCUCUCCUCCGCUCCUCCUCUCCCCUGGCCACUCUCUCCUCCGCUCUCCUCUCCUCCGUCUCCUCCUCUCCUCAUUCUCCACUCCACCUCUCCUCCUCCCCCCUCUCAUCCCCUUCCUCUGCCAGACUGCUCCACUCCCUCUCUCCUCACUGCUCCCCUCUGCCACUCCACUCUCUCCCCAGUGGGAAUCUCCUUCCUCCUCUCCUCCUCUCCAGCUCUCGUCCUCCUCCAUCCCCUCCACUCCAACUCUUCUCCCUCUCCUCCACUCACCUCUAAACACUCUCCUCCUCCACUUCCCCAAUCCUCCCCUCCACUCCACUCUCUCCUCCUCUCCACUCCACUCUCUCCUCUCUCCACUCCAUCCCGCUCGCUCCUCCUCUCCUCCUCUCCACUCUGUUCCUCUCUGUCCUCCUCUCGCACUUCCACUCUCUCCUCCUCUCCACUCCACUCUCUCCUCCUCUCCUCCUCUCCACUCCUCUCACUCCUCCUUCCUCCCUCUCCCUCGCUCCCUCUCCACUCCUACCAUCAUCUCCCUCCUCUCCUCCGUCCUCCUCUCCACUGAUACCACUUCCUCAUCCUCCUCGUCCUCCUCCACUCCACUCUCUCCUCCCCCCCUCCUCCUCCACUCCACACUCUCUCCUCGUCCGUCCUCUCCAACUACCACUUCCUCCGCGCUCCCUCUCUCCCCUCUCUCCUCCUCUCACUCACACUCUCUCCUCCUCGUCUUCCUCCCCUCUCCUCCUCUCCACUCCCCUGCCCAGGGUCCUCCUCUCCUCUCCUCCCUCCUCCUCCACUUGCCCUCUCCUCCCUCCUCUCCUCAACUCUCCUCCUCCCCCUCCUGGUCCCCUCUCUGUCCCUCCUCGUCCGCCUCUCCUCCUCCUCUCCUCUCACCUUCCACUCUUCUUCCUACCUCAGAUCCGAAAACCUCUCCACACUCCUCCCCUCCCCACUCCCCUUCACUCCUCUCUAGUUCUAUCGCUCUGCCCCACAGCAGCAGAAUAUCCGAAUAAAGAUCCUGACCAUGAGCAUCUCAGCAUCUCAGUAGUAACAGUCAGACAGACAGGCAGACAGGCAGGCAGGCAGUCAGGCAGGCAGUCAGGCAGACAGACAGACAGGCAGGCAGGCAGGCAGUCAGGCAGGCAGACAGACAGGCAGGCAGUCAGUCAGUCAGUCAGGCAGGCAGCGUUAUAAGUUAGCACAACGUCGUUCUCCUAUUUGCAUAAUGAACUCACACUACACCAUGUUUAUAAUGAGCACAUUAAACACCCUGUGAGCCACGAUAAGUAGCCCCCUUCUCUGCAUUCCUAAGCUCAUUUGUAACUAGCGUCAGUGCGCUCUACCUAGAGGGGGGAGAACAGACAGACACAGAGAGACACACACACACACACACAUACACAGAGACACAUACACACACACACACACACACACACACAUACACAGAGACACAUACACAGAGACACACACACACAGGGAGACAGAUACCGGGAGACAGACACCGGGAGACAGACACCGGGAGACAGACACCGGGUGACAGAGACCGGGAGACAGACACCGGGAGACAGACACCGGGAGACAGACACCGGGAGACAGACACCGGGAGACAGACACCGGGAGACAGACACAGGGAGACAGAGACAGGGCUGUACGUGUUGUCUCUGUCCCAGCAUGGUGAAUUAAAUGGGGGCAGUAGUGCUGACAGCAGCAGGACUGAGGAAGUGUGUCCCCCUCUCUGA
This is a messenger RNA of Coregonus sp. 'balchen', 21259 nucleotides long. The record is from the annotation of a GenBank genome assembly. Lineage: Eukaryota; Metazoa; Chordata; Actinopteri; Salmoniformes; Salmonidae.